UGAAAAAUAUAUUUUUCAUUAAUUUGAAUUCCCGCGCAAUCUGACCGAAACAUCAAAACAGUAAUUUAUAAUUCUAUGUUUGAGUCUAAUCUGUGGUAAAGAAAACUUGAAGGUAAUCUAUGGAUCUCACAAAAAGCGCUCGUCAUUGUGGAUAAAAUUACUAUUGAUCCUUUAUUGUGAUUUAAUUAAGAAACGACACAAUUAUAAACAUUAAAUGUUGUUUCUUUAUUUACAGAGAAACUCAAUUGUGUUUUGUGUCGCCCAAAACUUGGGAAAAUACCUUAUAAAACAACAUUUAUUGUAAGAAGAUGGAAAAAUUAAAAUUUAUGUUCCAAGUAAAACCAACAACAGAUGGAAAGUCAAACUUUAUUGCCAUAACCUUAAUUGCCACGCAAGAUGACAAAGUCUACUUAAUCCCUGAAGAAUAUCAAACAAUAUCGUUUCAUAAACAUAUCUUAGCCUCGAAAAGCUUCACCACUGUGAAAAAUACAUUAAAAAAACGAUAUCAAACCAGAAAUGUUUGGAUAAAAACUACAGAGGAUAUUUUAAAAACAUAUGUUGAUGAGGACGGCAACAUGAUUUUCCAGGACCAAUUUCUAGAGGAAAGUACCCAAGAACAAUUAUCUUUUGAGAGUAAAAAGUAUUCUGAAGAUCCUGUAAUAAAAAUUUUAGAAAAAUUAGUUGAAGAUCAACAAAACAAAGAAAAACAAAGUGUAAAAAAGUUAGCCGAGAGAUUUGUUAUUGAAAAGUUUGACGGAAGAAACUCAAGUGCAUAUGAGUGGAUGAAUGUAUUUGAAAAAGAAUGUACAAGGUUUGACAUAAUAAAAGAUGAAGAAAAAAUUGAAAUCUUCCGACUAUUUUUAGAAAAAUCAUGCACUGAUUGGUAUUCUUCCAUGAUGAUAAAGUUAAGUCUACACUCCGAAUGGUCAAAAUGGAAAUCAAGUUUCUUGCAAACUUAUGCCAAUAAAGGUUGGACAUCUAGCAAGUAUGCUUUAUCGUUCAAGUAUCAAUCAGGAUCUUUACUAGAGUAUGCAGUGAAAAAGGAAAAACUUUUACUCGAGAUAAGGAAAACAAUGGAUGAAGGCACCCUAAUUGAUAUAAUUGCUGCAGGCUUACCAGAUUUUAUAACAGAUAAAAUUAACAAAGAAGAAAUUUUACAUACAAGCAAUUUAUUCAAUGAACUAGGCAAAUUAGAACAUCUGGUCACAAAGAAAAAAAAUAUCUUCAAGAAAAAAGAAGAUUUAAAGCCAAUUAAAGAAAAAUGCAGUAUAUGUGAAAAAUUAAAAAAAGGCAUACGCUUUCAUUCAGAAGAUUCCUGUUGGUUUAAACAAAAGACAAAUAUUGAAAAGGAUAAAAAGCAAAUAAAACUUAUAAACAAUUCAGAAUUAGAAUGUGAAUUACAGUGUGAAGACCAAAAAAACUAAUAGUGCCGCCAUUGAUCAAAAUAAAAUUAGUACUCAAUGAAAAUAUUGAAGUAUUCGGAAUCUAUGACUCGGGGUCUAAUGUCUCAUUGAUAAACUCAAAAUUAUUAAAGAUAAAGAAUGAGGAUACCGGUCUCUCCAACAAGACAAAUUUAAAAACGAUUAAUGGCGUUAAGAAGGCAAAUGGAAUAAUUACUCUUGAUGUUGGCAUAUUUGAUUUGAAAAAAAAAAUGAAUGUUUUUGUAAUAGACAAAGAAAAUUUUGAUUAUGAUUUUUUAGUGGGACUAGACUGCAUAAAGGAAUUUUAUCUAGUUCAAAAUGAAAACUUGGAAAUUAGCCAGAAAAUACCAAUACAAAGAAAUGAAAUUGUUUCUAAGGAAUCAAAUAAAAGAAAUACGGAUUUUAAGAAAAUAAAAUCCGAAAAUUUAGUAAACUUCAACGAAGACUUCAGUGAAGAAAACUUCAAAAUUUGUAUUAACCAUCUGGACUAUCUGGAAAAGGCUUUGAUUGAUGAAUUAAUAUCCAAAAAUAAAACAGUGUUCGCAAAGGACAAAUAUGACAUAGGAAAGGUAACUGAUUAUGAAGCACACAUUGAUCUGCUAGUAGAAAAAUAUUGCAGUAAAAGGCCAUACCGUUGCACAAUGGAAGACAAAAAAGAAAUUGAGAACCAGGUAGCAAAAUUAUUAGAAAAAAAUAUUAUAGAAGAAUCAUAUAGCCCAUUCGCAGCACCAGUCACAUUAGCAUUUAAAAGAGAUGAAAACAAACGAUCAAGAUUGUGCAUAGAUUUUCGUGACUUAAAUAAAAUAGUGGUACCUCAAUCACAGCCAUUUCCUCUUAUUGAGGACCUCAUAAUAAAAACAAGAGAUUGCAAUUAUUUUUCAACUCUUGACUUUCAUUCAGCAUUUUGGUCUAUAC
Colias croceus (clouded yellow) is the source of this 2336-nucleotide messenger RNA. RefSeq lists its product as uncharacterized. Lineage: Eukaryota; Metazoa; Arthropoda; Insecta; Lepidoptera; Pieridae. The record is from RefSeq and is a predicted model, not a curated record. The transcript is spliced from 2 exons. Bases 309 to 1424 code for a protein of 371 amino acids.